Messenger RNA from Ceratitis capitata (Mediterranean fruit fly), 425 nucleotides. RefSeq names its product phormicin. The transcript has a single exon. The coding region runs from base 90 to 368 and encodes 92 amino acids. Gene Ontology annotation, biological process: defense response to bacterium; humoral immune response. The record is from RefSeq and is a predicted model, not a curated record. NCBI's taxonomy places the organism in Eukaryota, Metazoa, Arthropoda, Insecta, Diptera, Tephritidae.
GAAUACCAGCAUUGGGUAUCAAAACGCUACAGCCCAAGCGAAAAUCCCUUCGUAUUAUACACAAGUGUCGGAACUUUCAUAAGUACAAAAUGAAAGUGGAAAUGAUGAUACUUUUCGCGGGACUCAUCUGCGCUCUCUGCCUAUUUCACACACUCAAUGCAGCGCCUGCUGAUGCAGCAGCGCUAGAAAGUGAAGGAGAUAAGUUGGCUAUACUAGGACAGGAGCGCACAGUGGAAUUGAGUCGUCAAAAGCGCGCUACUUGCGAUAUUCUAGGCGGUCUCAAACAUUCCGCUUGUGCGGCGCAUUGCUUGCUGCGUGGCAAUCGUGGUGGCUAUUGUGAUGGUUCUAUCUGUCGCUGUCGAAACUAAGAGCAACAUGGUUGUCCUUAAUUUUGUUGUUAUGCAAUAUGUAACUUGUAUUUGAAA